Molecule: messenger RNA, 3333 nt
Organism: Cyclospora cayetanensis
Lineage: Eukaryota; Apicomplexa; Conoidasida; Eucoccidiorida; Eimeriidae
Product: rhoptry neck protein 2-like protein 2
Exons: 10
Coding region: 1-3333 (1110 amino acids)
Source: RefSeq, a predicted model, not a curated record
AUGACCUCUAAAACUUUAUCAGAGGGGCCAGUAAGUAUUCCAACCACAGAACCUUCAUUUGAUACAGAGGCACGAAUUCCGAGAGAUAAUGAUUUAUCGGGAUAUUCUGGACAAUCGUGUGACUUCCUGAGUCUCAUAUGCACAUCGAACACUCUUGCACCGGAAGUUCCCCAGGUGCCGAAUCUGGAUCAAAACAUCGCGGAGCUUCAGUUCAUGCUACAGGACGCUGAUCUGGGGCAUGCUGCUGAAAAACUCUGGUCGACGUUUUAUGGCCAGGACUCUGCCGCCGCAUACCCGGUGGAAGACUGGGUUCACCGCUUCUGGGAAUUGCUAAGCGAAGAGGGAAAUCCUGGAGAAGGUGCUCUUACGAAUACUCACAAAUCCCAGUUGUACUUCCUACGUCAUCUUCUCAAAGAGGAGGACGAAACAGUUGAGCGUACUGGAGGGAACCUACAAGGGGCUCUGCUCGAAAAGCUACGGCACAUAGCAGGAUUGGCUCUAGGCGGUGAUGCAAUUGGCCUCCAACCUCUUCGUGAGACCUUGCAGAGAGUCCGUGAACAUGAAAGUCCGCCGGUAGGCAGGCCUGCUGGAUUGCAGAAGUCCCUGCUGCCCCGUUCUUUGGUCCCCAUCGUUGGGACCCGCAAUCCUUUUCUUGUCGUUGCUCAUGUUUCUACGCUCGCGAAAGCCGGAGUGCCUGUGGAGCCAGGUCUUCCUAGUGUUCAGAAUAUGAAACGUUUACACACUGAAACAUGUAUGCCUGGAAAGGACGGAAGCAUUCACAUCCCGUGUACAUUUCAGCAGUCAACGCUUGCGAAGAGCAGUCAACACUUCAUAGAGCUAGAUGAUGAUCUAGACCACCAGGCGAAUCAUCAUGCUCAAGCAGAGCUUCUCAAACAAGCACAUACGACCAUAUCGGGCUUGGGAGCACUGGAAUGCAAGAUGAGCUCGUAUCGUGGCAAGAAUUUAGGAAGUGCAGACUGGGGGCUGCAACUACGUGCGGUGGAUCCAAAGGUCCAAAAAGGAAAGGAGGGGGCCACGGAAAGACUAAAUUUGGCAAUAGCCACAAUGUUCACAACUUCCUCGCUCGACUCCGCGUCGAGCUUUUGGCUUGCCUUUGAUCGACGUACUGCGAAGCAGGCCAUCAAAGAAUUCCGAAAGAAUAUUGUCAGCAUAUUGCGCUCCGUGAAGCUCGAUUACCUUGCCCAACUAGUUCUAAGUGAUCACGCCAUUGCACUUCCACAUGAAGAGCUCCAAGCUGCUCUUGACAGCCUACAGGGCCUUGGGAGGUCGACAGAUGGCAUGAGAGCUCAAUUGGCUCUCUAUUCGAUUCGCUAUCCGCAACAAAAGGAAAUUGUUCUUCGAAGCCCUAUGUGGGUCAAGAUACUUUAUUCCCAUAGUUAUAUUCCCAGAUUUGUGCGAAAUAUGUAUUUCAAGUUCACUGCGGGAGCUCUAAAACGAACAAGGGAACAGAGAAUUCAAAUUGCGAGGAAAGUGCUGAGGGAGAAACUUCCCGCAUCCUUUUUCCAGAAUCUCUUUUCUCCUUUCAAAUUCACUGCACACAGUGCGGCCCUUAUGCAAAUAAUAAAUUUCCAUUCUAUGAAACAUGACGAAUUUGCCGGAGCACUUGAAGGGCACGUGUCUAAAGAAAAGUCAAGCUUAAGACACAAGUCUGUUGCAGCCGGUAUGGACGAGCAAAUUAAGGCGUGGGCACAUCAUGGGUAUGAUUCCGCCUUGUUGACAUCACACAAGGACUUCUUGACAUUUGAAAGGGCUUGGAAGAAGAUCGAUCUCAAGGAUCUCCCACUACCGGAUCUAACAGACUGGUGGAUUCGCCUUAAGGCACUUGUGACUGCAGGGCUUGAGGCGUAUUUGGCUGAAGAGAAACACCUUGAACCUUUUGAUGACAAUGUGUACAAAUUGGCUAGCGAUUCACUUCGCAACGUCAAUUCAGAUGGAAACCAAACGAUGUUUUUCACGAGGGUUGCCCAUCGGCAGGAGGAGGGUGCUCUCCGUCGCCUGUGGGGAAGUACGAAGCAUGCGCUCCUUAAGCUCCUGUACCGCUCGCCAAGCAGGAUAGACGGCGUGUGGUUUGGCGUGGCAGUUGAUUUUAUGGGGCUAAUAUCGCUGCUAAACCAGGUUAAGCACGUAAUAGAGUCUGAGUCAAGCGUGGGUAUAAAAAUAAAUUUUGAGGAGGCUCUGUUACGUGAGAUGGAAGUGGAACUUCGUAUUCGAGGGACAGAUGUUUCUCGAGUGCCUCUACUUGUCAAAAGAAACACUGGAAUGCUGGGAGUGCGCAGUGACUACGGUGCUCUGUCGGACGCUGAACGUGAAACUGAGUUCCAAAACUCAAUGUGUCUUGACCAUUGCAGAAGCCUGUGGCAGAUGGCCCUGGUCGCGAUUUUACCUUCGAUGCUGCGUCCACAGAUGAUGCAACACUAUGAAAAGUCUUUUGGUACGGAGUGGGCACUAAAGCAUCUCUCAGAUCCGGCUCUUGUGAACUCAAGUCGUAUGAUAUUAAAAAGUGAUGCGGCCCUCAAGUUUUUUGAUCAUUCAACUCCGAAGGAGAUUCACGAGGAACUAAAGGGUCUACAGAGCGGGCAAGCCGUGAUGUUUGCCAAUUAUAUGCUGUUCUCAUCCCGUGCUCACCACCAUUUGGGAAACCAGUAUCUCGGACUUCACCUACAGCAGCAGGCUCCGUUUAUGGGCAAUAUGAUCCUAGACUGGAUUGCAACCAGGAGGAGAAACGCCAUCUCUGCUAUUGUCUCUUCCGUAGUCCUUACGUUUAUCGGAGUUUAUGCGCUCAUGAGCUUCUUUGAUAUUUUGCAGAACUUGACUAUUUCUGGGACAAGUCCUCCAUUUGAUUGCGUGUGGAAUCCUGUAUUUCAAGACAUGGCCUGCAAUCCCGUACCUGGUGGUUCUGCACUCAAUACAACAUGGCUGACAGCGCUCAACCAGGUCUUCCUCAUCGGCCUUUUCGCAGGGACAUCCGGCUCCAUGUUCCAUUUCCUGACAGUAAAGUCUGCUAUUUCCCUUGUUGUGAACCAGUCCAAGACUCUGAUGCGCCUUCAGAUGGCCUUGGGCUCGGCUCUUAUGCGGCUGUUUAGACGGGGAAAAAGGUCAUUCACAAGGAUUCAUGAAUGGUUCCAAAAGCGGAAAGCUUUGAGACGCUUAAUGCUUAAGCGCGCCAUGAUUGGCCAGAAGACUGGCUCACGGGCGGAUGAAAUUGGAAUGUUAGGUCCUCCACAGAUGGCAGACCAGGUUCUUGACAGAGUGGUUAGCUCUGGUCGCCUUGUGAUCUCGCGGAGGGCUGCAACAAAAGUUUCGUUGCGCUAA